Messenger RNA from Fusarium venenatum, 2595 nucleotides. Lineage: Eukaryota; Fungi; Ascomycota; Sordariomycetes; Hypocreales; Nectriaceae. The record is from RefSeq and is a predicted model, not a curated record.
AUGGAUCAUUUCAAACGUAAAGACCGCCGUGGGGCCUUUCAUGUCCAGUCCAACGGUCUCGGCCCCACAGUCCGGCACGGAACUCUACCAGCAGUAUCCACGCCUCCGGUUACAGCAUUCUCGCCAAUGCCGAUGCCGAUACCGAUACCAAAGACCACGGCUUCAUUUGAUGUCCUGUCUUUUGGUUUUGAAACUCACCCAGUGCAGUUAAUGCAGUCCGAGUUCACAGGCGACUACUAUCGCUCUGCAUCUCCUCUCAAAUUAGACCUGGACUCCUAUCUCAACUACGCCAAUGAGCCUGACAAUCGAGAAAUGAGUUCCAUGUUUUCUUCUUCUUCAACUGAUACUGGCGAUACAUUGACCGUCCGGAACGGUCGAGGUCGUUCCAGAGGCCCCAGUCCUUUGAGUCGCAGCGGGCGAACUAAAAGCCUUGAUAAUCCGACGCCUUCUUUUGUUUGUCUGGGUCCUCAGUGCCAGCUGGCUUUCUCUUCCGAUAAAGAACUUAAGUCUCAUGUUAAAUCUUCUCACACCUAUAUAUGUAACUGGGCUGGCUGCGAUCAACCUAGUUUCUCAACUAGGGACGGUCUCAUUCACCACGUUAAAGUUCAACAUCUCGUCAUUUGCCCAUCCCCUGGCUGUACAGAAACUUCAUUCCAAAGCAUUCGUAUUCUUCAGUCCCAUAUUUCUAUGGCUCAUCCUGAGGAUGGGAAAGAUGAUGCAAAAGAAUGGGAACUUCCAACGAAAGCUGCCGAUAACACGAAGAAAGGCGACAGGUCGUCUUCAAGCAAAACACCCGUUGAAACUAUUACAUCGCGGAAAAGAAAGAGUUGCGAUCCUGAGGCAGAAAUGGCUUUAGGCUUGUCUCGAUCAAAACGUCAGUGCCUGGAUCGACUCCGCGGUGUUGUUGAGAAGCGAGCCAGAAAGAGUGCAGGUACACCACGAAGUGCAGAGAGCCCUACAGACCUUAUUCGAGGACGAGCGUCACGGCGUAUAGAAACAACAAGUUUUCCGCUGGUGUUCGAGCAUGCCAUACUCCCUUUCUUGUCACAGUAUCUACCCCUUUGGGUCGGACCCCGCCACGUGGUGACUGUCACUCGAGGCAAAUCACCACAGAUGAAACGAAUUUGUAUCAUGGCUCCAAACAAAAUCUCUCGGGCUCGCAAGGUUCUAAUCGUGAGCCACGUUCAAGACCUUAUUCCAGCCAACUUCUCAACACUUAUCACUUUCGUAUUCGCACAAGGGGAAAUAAACAGAACCGUGACCUGGGCUCGUGGCCUAAGCAAAGACCACAAGGACGAUAUCUGCUCUGCCCGAAACCCUUAUUUUUUCCGUGAUCCUUGUAUGGGCGAUAGUAUCGGCGUUGCAGGAAACGGUGCAUUCGACGAUAGUACGGCUACACUCGGUCCUUGUAUAACUGUCGGUGGUGGGAGUUACUGGCUGGGUAACUUCCAUCCUUUCUUGGAGGCAUACCAAAAACUUCCACAAGAAGUGCAGGUCGAGCAUCCUUCCUCUCAAGAUCGCAAGCGGUGUGUAGAGGAGGGGCACGAUGCCAUGGCGCAAGAGACAAGUUUCGGACUCGGCAGACUUGAGGUAACAUCGGGACUCAACCUCAAGACAACAAGAGUCUCACACGAUCCCUACUGGGACGACUGUGAUAUGGACAAGCCGCUUGUUGUGACAGACUGGGCUCUUAUCGGUUCUCGCACUUCACAGGCAAACAUUCUCCGGCGGUUUCCUUCGGAGACUCUGCCACCAACUCAAGACCCUAUCGUGGCUACCACAACGGCUAUCACGCCAGGCGCUGACGUUCUGUCCAGUGGUCGAACAUCUGGAUACCAACGAGGACAGAUCUGCGAGAUCCCUGCAUAUGUUUCAGGUGACGAGAAUCAAACCCUCAAAGCUACUAGAGAAUGGUUUAUCGAAGAGCCGUGGCCGCAGGAUGAUGAGGAUGCCUGGAUUCGCGGUGGCAUUGGUGUUAACGGCGAUAGCGGUGCAGGUGUCGUGGACGCCAACACUCACAGCCUCAUCGGACAAAUAUGGGGUCGCAAUAACUAUUGGGGACCUGGACAGCGUGUCACCUACUUCACUCCCAUCGCAGACAUCUUCGACGACAUUCAGGAAAAAUGCGGGCAGGAGUCACGUCCUAGGCUUCCGCAGCAUCGCGAUGAAGCAAAUUGUUUCCCAUUGCAUCCGUCAUGCCGUCAAUGCUUUGAUCUACGAGCAUACCUCAAUAGCAGUAGAAGAAGUUCACGAAUGUCGCUUCAAAGUAUGAUAAUGGGCAUAGGUGACGGUGACCAGGAUCUCACCUCGAUCGAGGCAGUUUCAGAGCUAGCUACACCAAGGGAUUAUCACCGCUAUCCGGGAAUAGAAGAGGCAGGUGCUUCUUUCAAUGACAUCGUCUCGCCAGCAGGGCCGAGUGGUUAUCCCGGCACUCCUAUGAUCGCUGACAUGAGGAGCCCAUAUGCCACAGAAUUGGAUCUUGAGGAUUUAUGGGAGCCAAAGGCUGGGAGCUCUACUCGAGCUCGAAAGAGAACAUCCAGUUUUGCUGUAGACACGGGGCCAGAAAGGUGGAAGAGGCUGAGAGCUGAUGGUUGA